UUCAACUUAAGCAGCCAUUGAUUCCAAAAAUGGCUUCAAAAGGUGUGCUUCUUGUCCUCGCUUGCUUUCUUCUCAUCAACACCAAGGUUUCAUCAGAUGAGGAAAACAGAUUCCUUAGUGAUGUAAAUAAUGCUUACAACAAGCCACCGCCACCGCCACCACCUCCGUCCCCACCACCACCAUCUCCGUGCCCACCCCCUCCUCCAGUAGCAAAGGCGUCCCCACCACCGCCUCCACCUCCGCCAUCGCCACCAAGGAACACCAAAGAGUGUGCUCCAUUGUGUGUGGUGCGGUGCAAGAAUCAUUCGAGGAAGAACGUAUGCAUGAGGGCGUGCGUAACAUGCUGCGAUAGAUGCAAGUGUGUUCCACCGGGGCAGUAUGGAAACAGAGAGAAAUGCGGCAAAUGCUACGCCAACAUGACCACCCGCGGCGGCAAGCUCAAGUGUCCUUGAUUCUUUCUUCUUUCUGAAUUCACCUAAUUUUCUUCACUCCAAAACCAACUAAGCAUAUGAGAUUUGCUCUACCUAGCUUCUGUCAUAUUUAAUGGAGUCAUUAAUAAAUUAAAUUUAGUGGGAAAAUUUGUUGAUCCUGCUAACUGUAUGAACUCGAAUAUAUAUAUGUCUGUUUUCGCA
This is a messenger RNA of Salvia splendens (bonfire salvia), 632 nucleotides long. Its product is annotated as gibberellin-regulated protein 14. Lineage: Eukaryota; Viridiplantae; Streptophyta; Magnoliopsida; Lamiales; Lamiaceae. The transcript has 3 exons. The coding region runs from base 30 to 452 and encodes 140 amino acids. The record is from RefSeq and is a predicted model, not a curated record.